Nanorana parkeri is the source of this 902-nucleotide messenger RNA. RefSeq names its product arylamine N-acetyltransferase 2-like. Gene Ontology annotation, molecular function: acetyltransferase activity. The record is from RefSeq and is a predicted model, not a curated record. The coding region runs from base 74 to 889 and encodes 271 amino acids. NCBI's taxonomy places the organism in Eukaryota, Metazoa, Chordata, Amphibia, Anura, Dicroglossidae. The transcript is spliced from 2 exons.
CGUGCAAUGUCACAUGACUUCUUGUCUUCCUGUUUCAGUUUGCGAGUGGAAUUAGACCCAGUCCUAGCAGAAGAUGGACCUGAAGGCAUAUUUCAAGCGGGUCAAUAUGACAGACUCCGGGCCACCUUCCCUUUCGGCACUACGGGAGUUACACCGCCAUCAUGUCCUCUCUGUGCCUGCAGAAAACCUGGAUAUCCACAGUGGGGGAAAGAUUAUACUGGAAAUGCCAUGGAUUUAUGAGAAAAUUGUUGUGAGAAAGCGUGGUGGCAUUUGUUAUGAGAGCAAUGGCCUUUUCUUGUGGGUGCUAGAAGAACUGGGGUACCACCCCAAGGUGUUAUCAGCAAGAGUGAGGAACAAAAUCAGUUGUGAGUAUGGGCCUCAAUUUGAUCAUCUGGUAACCAUGGUAGAGCUAGAAGGAAGAAGAUGGCUUUGUGAUGUUGGGUUUGGAGAGGGUAUUAUUGACCCAAUUCCACUGGAGGAUGGAUGGGAAGAGGAGCAGGACAAUGGAGUUUUUAGGCUACGGGUGGAGACAAAAACAUGGUACUUGGAGAGAAAAGAUGGUAACCUCUGGAGAAGUCUGUUUUCAUUCACUCUUGAUGAAUAUACAUUCGAAGACUUCAAGGAGAUGUGUGAGUAUCACCAGACUUCACCAAGUUCUAUAUUUACCUGCAAGUCCCUUUGCUCCCUUCAGCUCCUGCGGGGCAGACUGACAUACAUGGGGCACAGACUGAUUACUACAGAAUUUACCCCAGGGGGUGGGUGUGUGAAGUCCACUCGAGACCUUACUGAUGAUGAGAUUCCUGAUCUGCUCAGAGACAGAUUUGGGAUAGUAUUGAAGGGAAAACUUAUACCUAAGGAUGAAGACAUCAUACCUCCAAUGUCAUGUUAAAAGUAAUGGUUUU